Lathyrus oleraceus (garden pea) is the source of this 477-nucleotide messenger RNA. RefSeq lists its product as uncharacterized. The record is from RefSeq and is a predicted model, not a curated record. The transcript has a single exon. Lineage: Eukaryota; Viridiplantae; Streptophyta; Magnoliopsida; Fabales; Fabaceae. Bases 1 to 477 code for a protein of 158 amino acids.
AUGCCUAAAUUUGUUAAAUUUAUGAAGCCAUUACUAAAGGGGGCGAAAGAGAAAACGGUCAAGGAGCAUGUAAACAUGACCAAAAAGGAUGAAGUGGUAAUAUCUCCAGCUUUUCCACCAAAAUUAAAAUAUCCAAGUAAGUUUACUAUUUCUUACAACAUCGGUGAGGUGAAUAUUCCGCAUGCUUUGUGUGAUCUUGGAUCUUGCAUAAAUGUCAUUCCACUAAAAAUGGUAAAAGACUUGAAAGUGGGUGAGAUUACACCGAGUAACAUGAUUCUCACUCUAGUUGACUCAUCAUUUAUUCAACCGAUUGGUAUUUUACGUGACAUGUUAGUACAUGUUGAAGGACUAGUAUUACCUAUGGAUUUUGUAGUGUUGGAUACAAAAGGAGAUUUGGGAGGAUCUGUUAUUCUCAGAGGACCAUUCUUGGCGAUCGAGAAAGCAAAUAUUGAUGUAGAACUGGUGAACUCAUCUUGA